AUGGCCCGCCGCGAACAACAGUCAGAGCAAGGCUGUCCUCGACCCAGGAGAAAGUUGUCAAAGUCUGGUGACGACAAUGUUCUAGGUAUAUCAUGGAAAGAAGAACAAGAAUUACGCAAAGCUAUGUACGUUUCUUUAAGAGAUCAACAGCAGUCAAACCCUGAAGCUAAUACUUGUGAACGUCUUCGAUCUUUGCGCUCCAGUUUAUCGAGCACGACGCGCAUCACAUCACCUAAGAAGUUAAGGUCAAAUCUUAUAAAAUCCCGAUCCGCAGUUGACAAUAAACUUGCGAGAAGAAAAUAUCGCUCAAUGCCGCUAGUUGAAGAUAUCGACCUAACGGAAACUGAUUUAAAAACAAAAUUUCAGAAAAAAGAACUGUUAGAAUCUACUCCAGUCAGCGGUGAUAAAGCCAGUAUCAAGUCACCCUUUGUGGGGAAUCAAUCAGACAGAGCCAAAAUUCCACAAAACGCCAGCCUCAUUCGGUUACGCGACCUGCCGAACAGAAGAAAUCUGGUUGGAAAUUCUGAUGUGGAUAACCAAAUGGGUGAUGCUAACAGUUCCAACAGAAAGGCGUCUAAUUCUUCAAGAGCAUAUGAAGAAAAUGGUGGAAUGUCUUCUAUCUCCUCACCUGGUUGUAGUCAUCGUCCUACUUCGAUAACCGCUUCCAAUAAUGCAAAUUCCGAUCAUUGCAGUGGAAAUAUUAGUGGACGAAAAGCUGUUGCGAAAAGGAAUUCGUGUUCAUCACCCACGGGAAAAGCAUCUUUCAAGUCCGAGAGCAUUGAUAAAUAUGCUACUUGCAGCUCUCCGAAGAAAUCGCGAACACAUACUGUGAAGGCAAAACGAAGGUUGUUAGUCGCUGCAGUUAGUCCAGUAGUUCCCGCCAAAGAGCUUAACGAUAGUGCAUCGAAAUGCGUUAGUAAUGGUGAUUGUCAUCGGGAUUUUCAAAUGUUUUUGAAAUCAUCACAUGAUACUCUUCCAUCAGAACUUUGGCAAGAUCGUACAGGUCCACCUGUUUCAGUGUCUGAUUUUAUUAAAUUUAUAUGCAAUUAUGAUUGUGAAGAAACUUGUAAACCAAAUAAAGAAUGGUUCAAUAGACCGUAUGUCUUUCGUGGGAAAUCUAUUCAACGGUCCUCACAAACUAGUCAACCUUCAUCCAAAUCAUCAAAGAGGGGGCAACUCAAUAGCAACAUAAUGAAUUCAACUGCAAAUAUCACUGUUGAAAUUUCACAACAAACAAUAUCGCCAGCAAGUAUCAGAACAAGUGGUUUGCGCAUAGCCAAAAAGUUUGCAUACGUUCAACAACAUCGAAACACUUGUUCUGUUACCAGGCCCAUUUCCCCCUUCCUGGAAAGUGAUGACCUUGACAAUAAACCACGGACCAAACAUCCUUCAACUACACAGCUAUGUAACAGGCUCAGGAGGAAAUUGAAUUGA
This is a messenger RNA of Trichobilharzia szidati, 1434 nucleotides long. Lineage: Eukaryota; Metazoa; Platyhelminthes; Trematoda; Strigeidida; Schistosomatidae. The record is from the annotation of a GenBank genome assembly.